This is a messenger RNA of Trichosporon asahii var. asahii CBS 2479, 1452 nucleotides long. RefSeq lists its product as uncharacterized. Gene Ontology annotation, biological process: negative regulation of mitotic cell cycle; negative regulation of cell population proliferation. The coding region runs from base 1 to 1452 and encodes 483 amino acids. Gene Ontology annotation, cellular component: cytoplasm; nucleus. The record is from RefSeq and is a predicted model, not a curated record. The transcript has 2 exons. Lineage: Eukaryota; Fungi; Basidiomycota; Tremellomycetes; Trichosporonales; Trichosporonaceae.
AUGGACCCACCCGAUAUCACGGGGCUCUCCCUCAGCAGCCAGCGCACUCCGCCUCGCGCCGCCUCUCCUGCCCUUGCCACCCCACCUGCUCCGACCAAUGCUACCCCCGGCGCCGGUCUGCAGCUGGACAUGACGCUGGGCUCGGCGGUGCAGGCCCUCGUCCACCACCUUGUCCAGCCCCUCGCGGCUCACUACUCGCACUCCCAGCUGAUGACCUUGCGCCAGCGCCUGACCAAGAUUCUCACAAAGGCGUACGAGCCCUCUUGGAACGAGUCCAACCCGCACCAGGCAUCCGGAACCCGUUCUCUUAUCAGUGACCGGGUCCAUGGUCUACCCCCUCUUCUCCGUGAGGCCGCCGGUAAGGACAUUGACAUCCCCACUUGGUCCAAGGCCAUCUCGGCGUCGCACCGCAAGCGCGCCGAGGGCGAGGACGAGUCGGAGUGGGAGGUGUGGUGUGAUCCCGGUAUGGUCGUCUGGCGAUGGGGAGGCUGGGGAUGGGACGAGCCCGAGUUUGACCCGAUCAGACGCCCUCGUGAAUCAUUCCACGUUAUCUGGCAGGCCGCUCCCACGGCAUCGUCGGCCCCCGCCGAAUCGAGCCCCCAUGUCACCCCGGUCCGCACCUCGAAGGCUAUCCCGAUCAGAGCUCCCAGCCUGCUCGCCUUCCCUCCUACCCGCAGCGAGGGCACCCGCUCCCCCUCGCCGCACCUGCUGUCUGCAAACAACUCCCCGAGCCGCCCGUCUUCGACCCAGCAAGACGGCGACCUCAUGCGUCAUUCAUCACGUAAUGUGUCGUUCACUCGUCCCAACGGCCACAAAGGCUCGGACAGCACCAGCUCGCGCAGUUCAGACUCGAGCGACACGAACUCGAACUCACACACCCAGCUUCUCACUCCCGCGUCCCGUCCCGGCUCCGCCGACCUGCUACCUUCGGACAAGAAUGAGCAGGUCAGCGAGAAUGAGGAGGAGCACGCCAAGCGUGGGCGCACCACUUCGCCUACCCAGACCCGCCCUUCUUCGGCCAACUCCAACGGUCCCACCGUCACUCCCUACGACGGUGGUAACGUGACCGUUCUCGGCGGCGGCACGAAGCUCGGAGGCUCUCGCCCCUCGUCGGUGUACGGCUCUCGCCUCGACCGUACCCGCUCGCCUUCGGUUUCGAUCGCCUCGCGCGCUCUUGGCAACGCGGUCGGCCCCAACUCGAACGGAGGCACGGCUACCACGGCUGCAACCACUCGCAAGCAGCGUACGCGUCGCCGCAUCAUCCCCACGCACAUCGGCUACUUUGGGCAGCCCGGGGUCGGCGCCCCGAUGAUGGGUGCGUUCGGCAUGAAUCAGCCCAAGCCCUACUCGUGGCCCCACGGCCAGCCUGGGGGACCCGGCCUCGGCGGCGUCGGUGUCGGCGUCUCCCCUCCUCCUGUGAACGGCAUGCCCAUCGGUAUCAAGCGCAUCUAA